Messenger RNA from Penicillium canescens, 1689 nucleotides. Its product is annotated as PPIL2 family peptidylprolyl isomerase. Gene Ontology annotation, biological process: protein folding; protein polyubiquitination; protein peptidyl-prolyl isomerization. The transcript is spliced from 5 exons. The record is from RefSeq and is a predicted model, not a curated record. Gene Ontology annotation, cellular component: catalytic step 2 spliceosome. The coding region runs from base 1 to 1689 and encodes 562 amino acids. Lineage: Eukaryota; Fungi; Ascomycota; Eurotiomycetes; Eurotiales; Aspergillaceae. Gene Ontology annotation, molecular function: peptidyl-prolyl cis-trans isomerase activity; ubiquitin-ubiquitin ligase activity.
AUGGGAAAAGGAACGGAUAAGCUCUACAUCACACACUCAGAGUGGGCAUCAGAAGAUGCCUUCUCAGCUAGCGCAGGCGCAGGCGUCUCCAAGGCCAAAAAGGGUGGCCCGCACGCCGCAUUUAAACGCCUGCCAUUCAAUUUCUGCUCCCUCUCCCUCCAACCGUUUUCACAUCCGGUCUGCACACCCACGGGCACGCUGUUCGACCUUACAAAUAUUUUGCCAUGGAUUAAGAAGCAUGGGACGAACCCUGUUGAUGGGUCACCGUUGAAGGGGUCUGACUUGAUUAAGUUGACCAUUGCGAAGAACGAGGACGGCGACUACGUUGACCCGGUUACCUUCAAGAUCUUGACUGAUAACACACAUAUCGUUGCGCUACGGAAUACCGGAAAUGUCUUUGCUUGGGAUACCGUGGAGCGAUUGAACAUCAAGGGCAAAUUGUGGCGCGACUUGGUCACGGAUGAGGAGUUCAGCCGCAAGGAUAUUAUCACGCUGCAGGAUCCGCAGAACAUUGAGUCUCGCAAUCUCAGCUCGUUCAAUUACAUCAAGAAUGGAGAGACUGGACUUAUUGAGGAACAACAGGCCUCGGGCAGUGUCAACACCAAUGCGCUUGGCAGUUCAGCGAAGAUCCUGAAAGCGAAAGAGGCGGUUGCAAAGGCGCGCUCGGAACGCGCUCAGCAGGCUGACUCUGCUGCAGCUGGCUCUAAGGCUGUUUCAAAGACAGGAGCUGCAAGUUCAAUUACCAAGGCCGGAGGUGUGCAAGGUGGAAAGCCGACGCCCUACAAUGCUGCCAAAUUUACUACCGGAAAGGCUGCUGCUUCCUUUACCAGUACUGGUCUAACACCACACACAUCUGCCGAGCUUGCGCUGCUAUCAGAGGAAGAAUAUAUGCUGAAGCGGGGCCGGGUGAAAGGCAAGGCUUAUGCCCGGAUUGUGACUACCUCCGGACACUUGAACCUGGAACUGUAUCCUGAAUACGCACCGAAAGCUGUCUGGAACUUCAUUCAGUUGGCUAAGAAGGGCUACUAUAAGGAUGUCCCCUUCCACCGCAAUAUCAAGGGCUUCAUGCUCCAGGGUGGUGAUCCAACUGGAACCGGACGAGGUGGCGAGAGUAUAUGGGGGAAAUACUUCGCCGAUGAGUUUGAGGGUCCUCUCAAGCACGAUGCCCGAGGAACACUAAGUAUGGCCAACAAAGGCAAGAACACAAACAGCAGUCAAUUCUUCAUUGCUUAUCGUGCCCUUCCUCACCUCAACCUCAAACACACCAUUUUCGGUCGUCUAAUCGACGACCCAACCCCUUCAUCUACUACCUUGAACGCACUCGAGACCCACCCCGUGGAAUCAUCCACAAACCGACCAACCCCGGACAUCCGCAUCAAGGACAUCACAGUCUUCGUAGAUCCAUUCGAAGAGUUCCUAACCCAGAAACGCGCAGAAGAAGCGCGGAGCUCGGGAGCCGCCCAACCCGAGGAAGAAGAGGAGGCUUCGCGUCGUGUGGACGAUGACCGUGUUACUUGGACUGGCAAACGAGUUCGCGGUGCUGGUGCUGAAUCGGGUGAUGGUGGCUCUGGCGGUGUUGGGAAGUACUUGAAGGCGGCGUUGGCGGACCGGGAUGGGCAAGAGGAGGAUGAGAUUGUUGAAUUUGUGGACGAGCCAGUACCUGAACCUGCCCAUAUUGGUUUGAUCUGA